UCUGCGUUACUUCUGGAGGCGGGGCGAGGAGUGGAAGCGGUGUGAUGUCACGUCCGGGUCUGGCUCGCUGCGUCUUAUCGUUGGGUCCCGCGACAAGAUGGCUGACUUGUCUCUGGACGAGCUGAUACGGAAGCGCGGUGUAACCAUGAAAGGGAGGCUUAACACAAGGCCAGUGUAUGGAGGUGUAAGAUCUCGCAUUGGGAUCCAACAAAAUCUUUUAAACAGACCAUCCCCAGCUGUCGGCUUCCAGCGGACAUUUGAUGCCCGACAGAAGAUAGGUCUCACAGAUGCUCGACACAAACUGGGGGUUAAAGAUGCCCGUGAAAAACUGGUUCAAAAGGAUGCUCGGUUUAAAAUCAAAGGGAAGGUGCAGGAUGCUCGAGAAAUGUUGAAUUCCCGAAAACAGCAAAAUGUUGCUACUGAAAAGGUGACCAAAGUGGUGGAUGCCAGAGAGAAGAUCACCUUAAAACGGAGCACUCCAGCUGCUAUCAGCCCAACUAUGGGAACAGCGAAUCCAGCCGUGAAAAUCACCAAAACUAUCCAACAGAAGGCUCCAGUUCCUGUACACUCUCAUCCAGCAGGAAUGAGGAUCAAUGUGGUGAACAACCAUACACACAAACAGGGUCUCUAUGACAUGGAAGAAGAUGAUGAAACUGUCUCUCCCCUUGCUAGCAAACAGAUGAAAAUCACCACAACAAACAGUUUCCUGCACAACACGACUGGGCUGAGUGGCAAUAAAUUCUCUCUGUCCAAGACUGUUCCCCUGACUAAAGUGGUCCAGAAUGAUACAUAUACAGCUCUGCCUGCACCUCCCUCUCCUAUGCGAACAAAGGCAUUGGCAAACAUGUCCCGGACCUUGGUGACAAAAGAAGAGCCUCCAAAAGAACCAGCACCCAUUGAGCUGGCGUUCAGUCCUUUGGAAGGUACCAAGAUGACAGUUAACAAUCUGCAUCCUCGAGUCACAGAGGAAGACAUUGUUGAGUUAUUCUGUGUGUGUGGUGCCCUGAAACGAGCCCGUCUGGUGCACCCUGGAGUGGCUGAGGUAGUAUUUGUGAAGAAAGAAGAUGCUAUCACAGCAUAUAAGAAAUACAACAACAGGUGCUUAGACGGUCAACCAAUGAAAUGCAAUCUUCAUAUGAAUGGGAAUGUGAUCACCUCAGACCAGCCUAUACUGCUCCGAUUGAGCGAUACCCCUUCAGUAAAGAAGGAAGGGGAACCACGCCGGUCAAGUGCAAGCGCCUCCUCAAAUCCCCCAGCUGAAGUGGACCCUGACACGAUCUUGAAGGCACUCUUCAAAUCUUCAGGGGUCUCUGCCUCUGUGCAGCCCACAGAAUUCAAAAUCAAACUCUGAGAAGGGGGAGCAAGAAGUGGACUGGAAACCCAUUAUGUUGGGGAAAGAAAAGUGCAGGAGUGCAGAUGUUACUUGCAUUUGCCUGCCUUGACAUUUUUUGUUUUCUAUGAUCACUACCUUACUGUACAAUAGUGUUCCCUCUUGUGUGUGUGCUUUCUGUUUUCAUAGUUGGAGUUUUCUUCCAUGAUUUUAUUUUUUUUUCCCCAAAAAAUAACCUCCCCUUUCUGCCAAUACUGAAUUACCAAGCAUAUACCAUGUAACUCCAUCCUUUACUCCAAAGCCCCUAGUGGCCAUUAAAAGUGCACAUAGACUUUGAGGGAAGGAGUGGUGAUCUCCUUCUCUUUUCUUCUGACUGACCUUUAACUAGAAGGUGUAUCCCCUUGGUUAUCAGCAAGCAAGAGUACCACAUUAUGUCUGAAAUGGCUGCACUGGGUACAAAGUCAGAUAUGGCUCUGUACAGGAAGCACUGUUUUGCAUCUUUGACAUGCUUUUGGUGGCAUACUACUUGAUUCUGGCUGUUGGUCAUUUUUCUGAUCAGCAGCUGUAACUGCGAAGUGUGAAAAACUCAGCCUCCUACUGUGUAUAGCAGCCAACAGAGGCAUAAGGCAGAGACAUGCACAAGUCCUAUACCUGUUGCCCCUACUGGAAGGGGGGUUUACAUCUACAGCAAGGUGGGGAGUGGGGAAAGGCUGGCGUUUGUACAAUGAACAUAUUAGUCCUGUAGGGUCAGGGUCAGUUGCUCUUUUCUGGACUGAAAAAUAAGAAUCAAUCCUGUGUUCAGAGCUAGAAGUCCAAGUGUUUCAUUCCCAUUAGACUGUAUUACAUCCUCCUGCUGAUGCAGGGUUGUGAUUUGAUUUUAUUUUUUUUCCCCCUUCCCUUGCUUUCUAACUUACCCAAUCUCCUAUAAAAAAGGAGGAGCUGGGGCCAUUUUCAGAUGCUAAAACAUAGGAAGCAGUCUUUUCCUGCACCUGAGAACUCACUUUGGGAGAUGUCAUUUGAGCAAUGUUUGGCAGCUGUGUGGGCUCACAUGCCUGAAUUUGGAGGAUGCUUGCAGCACUUCAUGACUUCAGAGAGCAUUUUUGAAGAGAAAAGCAGGUAGCAGUCUAAGGAACACAAGGGAGAAGAGCCUUAAGCAAAUCCCAUGCAGAGCAGCGAGGGUGUACCCUGGGCCAGUGAGCAUCUGUGGGGAGCCGCAGGCCACUAGGUGGCACUUCCAACACUUCCUUUUGUUAUUACAGCGUAAUUGCCGUGGAUGUUUGAAGUCCCAGUAGCUCCAUUCGUUUGUAUUUGUUCAAAUUGUAUUGUAAGAGAGGAAAGCUGAGAGCCACUUCCAGGACGCAGUUGGGGUUUGAACUUGAUCCUUCUAGCUGGGAGGUCAAUCCAUUCUCUUCAGCUCUGCUGAGCUUCAGUGACCUCUGUAACCAUUGUAGGUCCGGAUUUCAUUUCUUGCAAUCAAUCCUAUGUUUCUUUUGCUUUCUCGUUCUGUAUUAACUCUUUGCACUUAUCUAGCUCAUGCAAAUCAUUCCUUUAUCUCACUGUAUCACUUUUAGCCAUUGAAAUAACUGAGGACUUGGCAGGACUUGUCUUUUUUUUUUCCAAAGAGUACUCUCUUUGGUUUGGAAGCCACCAACACCAUUAUUGCUAUGGUGCUUCAUGUGAACAACAGAUGUUUGUAGGGGAGGGUACCUCAGACAGCCAUGGUUCUCCUUUUUUAGAUUGCCCAUCAAACACUUGUGUUUUAAUUAAGAAAAUGAAAAUCAAAUGGGGGAGGGGGAGGAAACAUUAGGGGUUGGAGAAAAUAAUGUAUUACCUGUUUCUGAAUAAACGUUUGUUAUACAGA
Neopsephotus bourkii (Bourke's parrot) is the source of this 3191-nucleotide messenger RNA. It is a transcript of the gene POLDIP3, whose product is annotated as DNA polymerase delta interacting protein 3. Gene Ontology annotation, molecular function: mRNA binding. The record is from RefSeq and is a predicted model, not a curated record. Gene Ontology annotation, cellular component: nucleus. The transcript has 9 exons. Lineage: Eukaryota; Metazoa; Chordata; Aves; Psittaciformes; Psittacidae. Gene Ontology annotation, biological process: mRNA export from nucleus. The coding region runs from base 98 to 1351 and encodes 417 amino acids.